UUUUGUUUUUUUGUCUCACUAUGCAGGGCUGACUGACCUGGAGCUCAUAAAGAUCCUCCUGCCUCUACCUCCAGUGUAUUGAGAUGAAGGGCAUGCCCCACACCACAAACUUCCUUCCUGAGUCUUUUGGAGCCUCCACCCAGGAUGAAAUCGCUACAUAGCAGGGCAAAGCUUUAGCAAUUACUCCAGGUGGCAAAUUGAAUUCCACAAGAAAAAAAACUGAAUCUGGAGGAUAAAGUCAACGUGACAAAAGCCAUAAAUGCACAUGUGACUAAAGUCAGGUUCUCCCAUUUCUUUAAGAGAAUACAAGCAAUGAUUACAAUAAAUGUCCUAGCGGAUUUGUAGUGUUUCCUCCACAUGAUGUAAGAAAGCAGUAAACUGUACUGGAAUGGAGUUGCCAUAGCUCACUGGGACUAAGUUAGUAACGCUGUCUCUGGAGAGGGAAGAUGUGGAUGGUAAGCCCUAGAACAACUAAGACAGAAAUCAACUUUUCAAAAGUGAAAAGGUAUCAUUAAAGACAUUUCAUCGAGAGACUUGAGACCCCAGAAUGGGAGGAGGAACUGUGGGAGGGGAACUGAGAGGGGAGCAAUGACUGGAAUGCAAAUAGUAGUAAAAUAAUAAUAAUAAUAAUGAUGAUAAUAAUAAUAAUGAUAAUAAUAGUUUAAUUUAAAAAGAAAAAAGAAAUCUCAAUGCUAUUUCAUAGUCACUGGAUGCAUAAGAAAGCCAUAAAAGAGGGAUAGAGUGGGAAAAAAAGAAAACAAAAUAUGGCAGACAAAUCUAACUGCAUAAUACCUAUGUUAAAUGUGAUUAGGUUAAACAAUCAGGAUGUAGAUUGUUACACUAGAUUUUUUUUUGUUUUUUGAUUUUUUUAGAAACAAGAUUCAAUAAAAUUCUGUCUAGAAGAGACAGCAUUAGAUUUACUGGCAAUGCUUAUGUAAGUAUCAACAGGAUAAAGACUGUAUCAGACAAAAAUAACUUCAAAGUAAAACCAUUACUAGUGAAAUCCAGAGUUCUAGUUUCAUGCUGUGGUUGUGAUAAAAUACUCUAGGGGAAGAAAGGAUUUAUUUGGUUGAUACUCCCAGGCCACAAAUCCAUCACUGAAGGAAGUCUGGGCAAGAACUCAAGCAGGAACUCAAAGAGAGUUCCACAUACUCUUACCCUUAACCAGGAAACUCACUCACUGUUGAGAAAAUAGAGCAGAAAUCACAGAGUGUAGGCUUAGAGUUUUCAAAACCUACUUUAAAUAAAGGUUCUAGUUCACCACCCAACAGAGGUAGUGGAAAGGAAAGGUUAACAGGGCAAAGGUAGACGUGGACCUGGUUAGAAAUGUUCUUUGGGGUGAUUCUAAUCUUCAUGUCAGGAUAUUAGCAGUUCAGUUUACACGAAUUAGCAGCAGGAGCUCGAUCUACUUGCAAACAUCAUUCACAAAUUACCAAUGGCAAUUUGAUCCAGAAGAAACUCCAAGAGUCUGCCAAUUGGCCAGACUCCACAAAAGAGGCUUCUUGUUGCCAGAAUUUCUUUGGUGCAUCUCUCUACGAAGUCACAACAAUAAUCAGUAAAUAAGGCAAGGCAAACCAAUGCCACAGUUCAAUCAGUGAAGACCAGUGUCAGCAAAGACCAAUGAAGACCAGCAAAGAGUAGCAAGGUUAACCAAUGCCACAGUCUUGUCCACUGUCUUCUAGGUUAUAUUUACACCCUUUCCAAACAUCAUAUGUCUGCUUUAGCAAAACAUCAUAUGCCCCCUUUCUAGGUAGCUUCCAGAAAAAUACCACAUGCCCGUUCUCAACAAAACAUCCUCUCAUAAAACAGUUUCCAGAAAACCAUCACAUGACACAACUAAGUCUCCAAAGAAACCAAAAAUUUAGUGGAGCAAUACUCUUCACUGGAAUGCUCAUGGGCUCAAGUUUAGCUAGCUGUCUUGUACAGUCCAAUGCUAUCUGCCCAGGGAAUGGUGUUGCUAGCAUUGGGCCCCCUACCUGAAUUAACAACCAAGACAUGCCCAUAAAUCAAUCUAAUCAAAGAAAUGCUGUGAGUGAGAUGCCUUUCUCUGAUGACUCUAAGCUAUGUCAAGUUGACAAUUAGAGCUAAUUAGGACACAGAGUUACACUUUUUGAACUGUUACAAAUAUACAACAUUGGCAAGUAUAUCCACAUUAACAACAGGGAAUCAAAUACAGCACAGAUAGUAAAAAUAAAUGAAAAGGAAAAGAUACCUCAACAAUAGCUGAAGGCUUUGGGACCCGGUUUUCUGUUUCUGUUUGUUUGUUUGAGACCAAGUCUUCUGUAGCUCAGGGUGAGACAGCAAGCCAAGCUCACCAAGCAAAAGGGAAUGACCCUGGACACCUGAUCCCACCUACCUCCCACACUGCCCAAACACUGAGAUUAUAGGUGUGAACUACUAUAUCUGGUUCUAAGACUCAACUGUCUUCCUUUCUUGCAUGUUGCCUGUGUGUGUGUGUGUGUGUGUGUGUGUGUGUGUGUGUGUGUGUGUGAUGGAAUUUAGGGCAUCACAGGUACUAUGCAAGUGUUCUACCACUGAGCUAUAGUCUGACUAAUUUUCUAUUAGACAUUUGGCUUGAGAUUAAGCAGAUACAUAUAAUUAUUCAUGUGCUAUUUCAUUUAAUUCUUAUAAUUAUUUAUGCAAUGAGAACCUUUCUCAUGUUAUUGAUUUUACAAAUCAGUAAGGUAAAACAAAUCAAAUAAGUUGGUCACAGUUACACAGUAAAUGAUGAGGUCUACAGCUUUUUAAACAUUGUUCUAGCUACGGUCUCAUUAUUUAUAUAGAUAGUGCAAAGCUGAUAUAAAUAGGCCAGAGCUUGAUGCAAGGACAAGGACACAACGGAAUUACAAAAAUGCUUACAGAAUUAAGUAAAAAUUACUAAGUGUUACAUGCAAAAGAAAAUUGUGUAGAUGAUCUAUUCUGAGGGUAUAAAAAGACUAGAACAAAAUUUCUGCCCCCUCCAUGCAUCUAGAUCUUAUUCUUUUCUUAUACUGUUGUCAAAUAGCAAGGGCAAUUACCCAAGCUAAGGCACUUUUAAAAUACAGUACAGAGGGUAGAACCCAGGACUAUAUACAAACUACCCAUGUGCUUUACCAUUGAACUCAUUCCUCAAGCAAAACACUCUUAAGUGACUUUCUCUUACCUACAUCCAAUCCAUUAGUGAGUGAUAUAGCCCGUUCUUUCAAUAUAUAUCCCCUCUAACCACAUUUCCAUUCUUACAUCCAUCUAAACUACCACUCUCUCUCUCAGUAAGAUUGCUGCACUAGCCUAAUUAGUUUACUUCUUCACUGAAGAGAACCAGAUCCCUUGCAAUCUAUCUCCACAAAGCAGCCAAAUAAAUCUUCUAAAACAAAUUUAAUCAUGUCACUCUGUGAUCCUCAACUUACUCCACGCAAAAUUUGACAACUAUUAUGUGAAAAAAGCAAAUGACAUUGUGUACACAAGUGUGGAAAUUUAAUAUUUUACAUAGGAAAAGGCUAAAAAUAAACCAACAUGUUCGUGUUGGUUCAAUGCAGAUAAUGGAGAGUGAUUUUUCUUUACUUUGAGCUUGCCCAAUUUCACAAAUGCACAGAACUGCUUUAAAACAACAAAAAAUUAAGAGUAAGACAGGCAUGAUGCCUCAAGCAUGUUAACAGCAGUUUGGCGUCUUCCCACAAAGCUCCAAACCCCAGUUCUAAACCUAAGUGCUGUCUAAAUGGCUUCUACAUUCUUCAAAGACACAUGGAAACUACAAGAAUUAAAGGGUUUUACGAUGCUUGUAAUUUGUUUGUAGUCUGUUACAACUAGCCUAUUAAGAGCUCGCUGGGAUCCAUGCUAAUCGUGUACGAAAGUAAUAGCUUUCCACAGAAACAACAUAUUUCAAAUAUAUUUUCCAAUUAUUUAAAGAACGCCCAUCUCGUAUGGAAUAAUACUUGAAGCAACCACAGAUGGUGGAAAAAGAUGAAGCGUUCACAAAGCCACGCUUGCCUCCAAAGCCUCAACUUUUUGCAUUGUCUGCUGGCGGCUUGCCAAGCGCUGUGGUCUCCACGGUGUCACCGAACAGGGCGGUCCUCUACUUGAGGGCUCCAGGGGUGCGCACAGACGCAAUCUUGGCAAGCCGCUCUGCUGACGUUGCGGCAGAAGAGAGGUCCGGGCUGAGGCCGGGAGGCGGGACAAGUUGAGCAGGAGCUGGGAACUGGCAAGGCCUCUUUACAGCUGCCCGCCGCAGUACUAAAGCAACAACCACCGCCGGUCGCUUUGAACACGCCCACGCUUUCUCCUGGACCUCAGUUCCUGCACUGAAACACUCAAACUUCCACACAGACUGGCGCUCUAGCGCGGACUCGGAGUGCCGCUUUUCUCUACGUGCUUUGCACAUGCGCGACUGCUUUUCCCUUCUUCCUCCGCUCCCACUGGCGUCUACGGUUCGCGGAGCCGCCGCCAGCACCGCGGAGAAGUCGGGAAGUUCAAGAUGGCCGCCACGGAGCCCCCGUCGCUGCGGGAGCAACCUGAGAUGGACGAUGCUGAUAAUUCUGAAAAGAGUGUAAAUGAGGAAAAUGGAGAAGUAUCAGAAGACCAGUCUCAAAAUAAACACAGUCGUCAUAAAAAAAAGAAGCAUAAACACAGAAGUAAACAUAAGAAACAUAAACAUUCCUCAGAAGAAGAUAGGGAUAAAAAACACAAACACAAGCAUAAGCAUAAGAAACACAAAAGAAAAGAAGUUCUCGAUGCCUCUGACAAGGAAGGCCUGUCCCCUGCCAAAAGAACUAAACUUGAUGAUUUAGCUUUGCUGGAAGACUUGGAAAAACAGAGAGCCUUGAUCAAAGCUGAGCUCGAUAACGAGUUAAUGGAGGGGAAGGUCCAGUCUGGAAUGGGGCUCAUUCUGCAGGGCUAUGAGUCUGGCUCUGAAGAAGAAGGAGAGAUUCACGAAAAGGCAAGAAAUGGAAAUAGGUCCAGUACCAGGUCUUCCAGUACACGGGGAAAACUUGAAAUUACAGACAACAAAAAUAGUGCAAAAAAACGAAGUAAGAGCAGAUCCAAAGAACGAACUAGGCAUAGGUCAGACAAAAGGAAGAGCAAGGGAGCUGUCGAAAUGAUGAGAGAAAAAGCAAACAGGAGCAAGUCUAAGGAGAGGAGAAAAUCCAAAAGUCCAUCCAAAAGAAGCAAAUCUCAAGACCAAGCAAGAAAAUCAAAGUCCCCUACCCUUAGACGGCGGUCCCAAGAGAAGGUGGGGAAGGCUAGAUCUCCUGCUGACGAGAAGAUUAAGAGUGAAGAGAAAGGUAAAAUAAAGGAUAGGAAAAAAUCACCAAUUGUAAAUGAAAGAAGUCGAGAUAGAUCUAAAAAAUCCAAGUCCCCAGUUGACUUAAGAGAUAAAUCCAAAGACAGAAGGUCGAGGUCCAAAGAGCGGAAGUCAAAACGAUCUGAGAUUGACAAAGAAAAGAAGCCAAUUAAAUCACCUUCAAAAGAUGCUUCUUCUGGGAAGGAAAAUAGGUCACCCAGUAGAAGACCUGGCCGUAGUCCUAAAAGAAGAAGUUUGUCUCCAAAACAACGAGACAAGUCAAGAAGAAGUAGGUCUCCGCUUCUCAAUGACAGGAGAUCUAAGCAGAGCAAAUCACCUUCUCGAACUCUCUCUCCAGGCAGAAGGGCCAAGAGCCGAUCCUUAGAAAGGAAACGGAGAGAACCAGAGAGGAGACGGCUUUCUUCUCCGAGAACACGACCUCGAGAUGAUAUCCUUGGUAGAUGUGAACGAUCAAAGGAUGCCAGCCCCAUUAACAGGUGGUCUCCAAGCCGAAGAAGAAGUAGGUCUCCCAUUAGAAGGAGAUCCCGUUCCCCAUUGAGACGCAGCAGGUCUCCUAGAAGAAGAAGCAGGUCUCCUCGAAGAAGAGAUAGGAGUCGAAGGAGCAGGUCACGCUUGAGAAGAAGAUCUCGAUCACGGGGUGGUCAUAGGAGAAGGAGCAGAAGCAAAGUAAAGGAAGAUAAAUUUAAAGGAAGCCUCUCGGAAGGAAUGAAAGUUGAGCAAGAGUCUUCGUCUGAUGAUAACCUUGAAGAUUUUGAUGUGGAGGAAGAAGAUGAAGAGGCUGUAAUAGAACAGAGAAGGAUACAGAGGCAAGCAAUUGUGCAGAAAUAUAAGUAUCUUGCGGAAGAUAGCAAUAUAUCUGUGCCAUCUGAGCCAAGCAGCCCCCAGAGCAGCACAAGAUCACGGUCCCCUUCGCCAGACGACAUCUUGGAGCGGGUAGCUGCUGACGUAAAAGAAUAUGAGCGGGAGAAUGUUGACACAUUUGAAGCCUCAGUAAAAGCCAAGCAUAAUCUAAUGACAGUUGAACAGAAUAAUGGCUCAUCUCAGAAGAAGCUUUUGGCACCUGAUAUGUUUACAGAAUCCGAUGAUAUGUUUGCUGCUUAUUUUGAUAGUGCUCGUCUCCGGGCCGCUGGCAUUGGGAAAGAUUUCAAAGAGAAUCCCAACCUCAGAGAUAAUUGGACAGAUGCAGAAGGCUAUUACCGUGUGAACAUCGGGGAAGUCCUAGAUAAGCGCUAUAAUGUAUAUGGCUACACUGGGCAGGGUGUGUUCAGUAAUGUAGUCCGUGCCAGGGAUAAUGCAAGAGCCAAUCAGGAAGUGGCUGUAAAGAUCAUCAGGAACAAUGAACUCAUGCAAAAGACUGGUUUAAAGGAACUAGAGUUCUUGAAGAAACUGAACGAUGCUGAUCCUGAUGACAAGUUCCAUUGCCUACGCCUCUUCAGACACUUUUACCACAAACAGCAUCUCUGUCUUGUAUUUGAGCCUCUCAGUAUGAAUUUGCGAGAGGUAUUAAAAAAAUAUGGUAAGGAUGUCGGUCUUCAUAUUAAGGCUGUACGAUCGUACAGUCAGCAGUUGUUCCUGGCAUUGAAACUCCUUAAAAGAUGUAAUAUCCUACAUGCAGAUAUCAAACCAGAUAAUAUUCUGGUUAAUGAAUCCAAAACAAUUUUAAAGCUUUGUGAUUUUGGAUCGGCGUCACAUGUUGCAGACAAUGACAUAACGCCUUAUCUUGUCAGUAGAUUUUAUCGUGCUCCGGAGAUCAUUAUAGGUAAAAGCUAUGACUAUGGUAUCGAUAUGUGGUCUGUAGGUUGUACCUUAUAUGAACUCUAUACUGGAAAAAUCUUAUUUCCUGGCAAAACUAAUAACCACAUGUUGAAGCUCGCCAUGGACCUUAAAGGAAAAAUGCCAAAUAAGAUGAUCCGGAAAGGUGUAUUCAAAGAUCAACAUUUUGACCAAAAUCUGAACUUCAUGUACAUAGAAGUUGAUAAAGUAACAGAGAGGGAGAAAGUUACUGUCAUGAGCACCAUUAAUCCAACUAAGGACCUAUUGGCUGACUUGAUUGGGUGCCAGCGACUUCCUGAAGAUCAACGUAAAAAAGUACACCAGCUAAAGGACUUGUUGGACCAGAUCCUAAUGUUGGACCCAGCUAAGCGAAUUAGCAUCAACCAGGCCCUGCAGCAUGCAUUCAUCCAGGAAAAAAUUUAAAUGAGAUGAAGAAACUCCAAGGGUUUGAGUAAUUAAAUACAAAGACUGAAGAAAUUUCACAGCAGUUUAUUAUUAAUGUAUAUAAACUUAUAAAUAUUUCUGCAGCAAAUUUGAGGAAGCAUGAUAUAUUUGAAUUAACACCGAGGGUGAUAUUUCUUUUAGAAAUGUUAGUUAAUCUGUUUUGUGUCUUAUGUGAAAUUUCACUGUAGAAAUGUUUUAAUUGCCAAGACUGCACAGAAUUACAGUGCUAAUGUACAUGGUUGCAGUUCACAUAAAGACAAAAAGCAUCUGUUAUGAGUAGCAGUGCUGGGUGGUUGAUUUGUUCUUAGCAGACUUGGCUUCAGUUUGCUCUUCAGAUACAAUGGCCAGCAUAAAUGCUGUUUAUAUUCACGUUUCCCUAGGUGUGUGUGUGCAGGCCACAGCAGCAUGCCCUUGGUGUAGUCAGUGCCGAAGGGAGUCUGUUCCUUCUUGAGCCUGCCUGCAGGGAUGUCUCCUCUUUUAAAGCAGGUUGUGUACAACAUUCAGUACACUGAAGGUAAGCUAAACCAUCAACAUCACCAGUGUUUUAAGAUGUUAUUUUAUUGGAAUAAUUGAAAAUGAGGGAUAGCUUUGUGGCGGAAUUCCCUGCAUGUGUGAUAACUGAUCUUGUUUUCUUUUUUCGCAUCGCGACUGUGGCAUAGUUACAGUUUCUGUUCUGUUCAUCACAUUUAAAAUUCGAAGCGUAUGCGCUUGAUGGGUAGAGCGCCUUCAGUGUACUGUUUCCUAUUAACUUUACUUUUUUUUAAAUCAACUUGCUAUAGACUUUAUACAUUUUGUUAAAUACAGUUCUUAGUGACAUAGAAACUGCAUAGUUUUCAUUUACUAAUUAAAAUGUUGAGGCCUACUUCCCAAAGUCCUCAUAUUUAAAAGAUAGACAACAUAAUGAGAUUUUUAACUAUUUGUAUGUCAUUUUGGAAGUGUACUGCUUUAUGGUAAACGUGUUUUUCAUUUGUUCAUUGUUUGCAUUAUUUGUGAUCAUGUUGUCUUUCAAUACAGGCAUAAACCUUCCACUCUUGAACAAAGCAGCUGCUUUUUAAAAGCGGUAAUUGCUUCUUUACCUUUUAUUUCUUUUGUAAAUGAAGCUUUUCUUUUAAAAUGUGACUUUAAAGUGUUGUCUAUUGCAUAAACAGUUGACACUCACUUACUGUAAUGAGAAGAUUGUUCUACUGCAUGGGAAGUGGACCAUGCAGAUUUCUGUAUGUUCUCAGUAUGCAUCACUAGAUAAUAAAGUCUUUUGUGAACAAGGCAUUUGUAGCCAUUUUUAAAAGAUUUUGUCUUCAGUGCUGGUAAGUCAGGUAAACUGUAAAUAGUUAAAGCAGUCUUUGUUUUUCUUCUGAAAGUAUUACCUGCUAAAGAUGUAACUCAUAGCCUCAUUUUUUAACUUUUUUAAAUAAUUAGGGUCUUAAUUAUUUCAUCCAGAAAAAGUCCUUCAGAUUUUGUCAGCUUUCAGUGUAGUGAGGGUAUUCCUCAGUGUAGUAGGUUACGGGAUAUAAUUCAGGAUUUAACUAAUGUUUCUGCUAUUUUCUCACUUUUCCUUUUGAUGGUGCGGAAAGAGAAAAAGGAAAGCGGGGCACAGGCCAUUCGACGCCUUCUCCAAGGGGUCUGAUUUGCUGCGACACCAGCUUCACCUUCUUAACAAGGUUAUUUCUGACAGCAUGUGUAGAUAAACAUUUAGCAACAAUUUAAAACACAAUCAUGUAAAUCAGCUUGGUUUUGCGACCCAAAGGAUUUUGUGUUUUUAAGAUGGUAGAGAGAAUUUUUAAAAUCCUGUGUAAUCUUUUCUGUUUGGGAGUGGGUAAACUUACUGUUUGUCUCCCUGAGGAUUAUGGAGAACAAUAACAUUUGGGGGUUUAAAUAGUAUUUUUACAUUGUAAAUGGGAUUUUUUUAUUCACCCAGGCACCUAAUUACAACAAGCAUGCACAUUUUGGUGCAUUCAAGAAUGGAAUAUCAGAAUAGCAGCAUUCUCCUGGUGGGUUAUGCUCCAUUUAAAGACAUGAAAUGAACUACACAGCCAGGAAGGUGAUAGAUGAGAUAAUAAAGCACCUAUGAACCUACACCCGUCUCCUCAUGGUUAGACUAACUAAAGUAAACACACGGUGAUCCAGCUACAGGUAGAGUGAAGCCUUUUAAAUGAGGCGUCACGGGCGCAGCAUCCAACUUACUGACAUGGGUAGGGAUUUUCCCACCACGACCACUGUACUUUGGUGCUAGUAUGCUGCAUAUUCACUCAAAAUAGUUAAUGCUUUCCUUCUAGUAAUUUUCAUGGCUUCGUUUUAUAGUUACUUAAUAAGUUAAUUUCCACUAGAAACAUCUUAUGCCUUCAAAGCUUUUGCCUGCUCUUUAAAAAAAACAAAGUUGCUUGUUACUUGUUCUUUGUGUUUUAGGUGCUGCUCACUGGAAGAUGACGGCAGCCAGAAGACAUGAGCCAAGGUUUCUGUCUCAUAAAAGAUCUUUUCAAUUCUCAUUUAGUGUGUGUCUGACUUGUAGUUUCAGCAUUAUAGUUUGGGUUUCUUCGCUGUGGUUAUUAGAGCAGUGCUAUUGUGCCCAUCUGUAAAGUGUUCCUUGUGUAUCAUAAUUUCUGCAGGUACACCCUUCCGCGAAAAUAAAAAGCAAGUUUAGUCUCAAAAAGCCCACAUUUCAUAGUUGUCAGAAUUAGGUCCUAAAGAUCACUACAAAAAAAUAGCUGUCUGGUUAGUGUACAUUCGAAAGUAGUCUGCAUGUUGGGUGUGGUGGCCGCAUCUGUAACCUCAGCACACACGUCUGUAAUGUAGGUAGAAGGAUGUGGGAUUCAAGGUCUGCCUGGCCUAUAGGAGCUUCUUUAAAAAAAAUGCUUUGGCUUUAAGCCGGUGCCUAUAUCAUAAGAGUAGCCUAGGAUUUUAACGAGCUGGUCGACUCCUUUAACAGCUCUUCUUUGUCUUAGUCCUUUGUGACCAGCUCUUUAGUGUCAGAGACAUAAACUUGUAAUGGCAGACAUUGGGGAGGUGAGAAAGGUGGUGCUGUACCAUCCACUUUCCCGACCUUAAAGGAUCCGAGUUAACUGCAUUAGAUAAAUGUCCUUCUGUUUGGUGUGGUAAGGCCGCUGAGGUAGAAGUUGGAGUUAUAUAGGACCUCUCUUAGGUUGAGGUCAGUUGUGAAUGAUCCCAUUUGACAGACCUGCAUUCGUGUAUCUGAUUAGCUGAAAGGUUUUCAGGUGAAGCUGACAGGAAGUUUAAGCUUUCAUACUUUAUGGCAAAAAAUGACAAGUGAUUACCAAACCUGAGGUUCAUAAAAUUUUGUCGUUUAGAAAAAUUUUAAAGCCAAAUUUGUGUUCUUUUUAGGAAAUAAAGAAUACCAAGAUACAUGGAUAUUCAUGUAAUCAUUAUAUACAUGGGCAAUAGUCCAAAGACCUUCUAACUUAUUCUGGGCAGACCAUGCACACAUCUUGAAGAGGGUGCAGAAAGCUCUUAAGCAUUUUUUCCCUGAGGUUAAAGGAGGGACAGCCAACCAGGAAGCAGCCAUCAUUGAUGUUAGGUUUCUUGGCAGACUUGGUUCUCAGGGACCUUCAGAUGUGAGGGAGUUGGGCAGUUCUGAACAGGAGCGGCAUGGUAUAAACAGCGAGCGGCCUUCCAGUGUUUAUAUUUACGCUGAAGUCCUGAUUAACAAGGCUCUGUUUCUUCACUCCCAGUGGCUUCUUCCUCAGCUAUUUUAUUUUUUAAAAAAACACGUGAUUUUUAUUUUGCCAUUGCAGUUGCCAUCUUUUUUCCCCCUAACAAGACUAAAUACUCAGGACAUUUUUGGAAUACAAAAUGCAAAUUUUAUGGUAUGUAGCAGAGUUAGUGAAAUAUACUGUUCUCAUUUUGGCCCCAGAUUUGUGUUUCUCCUAGUCUGCUCUAGCAGCAUAGAUAGAAGUAGACUCGGAAAUAAAACAAAGGAAUUACAUGUAUUAAAGUUUAAAUUAUUUAGGGAAUGAGUAUUUAUUUUUUGGAUAAGAUUGUAUAGUGAGAUGUGACAGUAUAGCAUGUGAUUUAUGAUAGCAUUUGGGCCCUAUAAGAAAUGUUCUAUGACCAUUAUAUAUCCGACAUGAGCUGAUUCUCCUCAUGCAGUGUCCUAGUGUGAGUGCUCACUGCAAGUCAUUUGUAACUUUCCAUAGCAACGCUGUAACAAAGUUGACUAAGGUUUGGGUUCUUUUGGUUUUUUGGUUUUUGUUUUGUUUGUUUUGGGUUUCCCUGAGAUAUUGUAGCAUCCUUACUUUUUCUUCUUCUGUAUAUAGGGUAAGGGACUGUUCUUCUGAAGAACCAUUCCAUUUAGUGAUCAAGAUACGGAAGCUGCUCUGAGAAAAUGUUGUGUAUUCUAAUUGUUCAUGAUACCAUUUGAGUUGUGACUUACAUUGUAGCAGCAAAUGAUCCCAAACAACUUAAUAGGAAGCUUAAUAAAGUGUGCCUCUUGCUACCA
Rattus norvegicus (Norway rat) is the source of this 11945-nucleotide messenger RNA. Lineage: Eukaryota; Metazoa; Chordata; Mammalia; Rodentia; Muridae. The record is from RefSeq and is a predicted model, not a curated record.